Drosophila subpulchrella is the source of this 2276-nucleotide messenger RNA. It is a transcript of the gene Hr78, whose product is annotated as nuclear hormone receptor HR78. Bases 256 to 2061 code for a protein of 601 amino acids. The record is from RefSeq and is a predicted model, not a curated record. Gene Ontology annotation, molecular function: RNA polymerase II cis-regulatory region sequence-specific DNA binding; zinc ion binding; nuclear receptor activity. The transcript has 5 exons. Lineage: Eukaryota; Metazoa; Arthropoda; Insecta; Diptera; Drosophilidae. Gene Ontology annotation, biological process: cell differentiation; regulation of transcription by RNA polymerase II; anatomical structure development.
GACCGUCUGCGGUCACACUACUAAGAAGCCAAUUGGAACAAGGAGAUUUUUCUGCCGUGAAAAGGUUCCAAAAAGGCCACAAGUGCCUGAAUAUAGUGAAAUUAAUUGUUAAUAACACACAAAGAAACAAGUGCCUCAAACAAGUGUUACUUUAUAGGUGCAAGAAUGGUGAUAGCAUUAGUCCAGUAAGAAUUUUCAGAGAGCCAGUAAUUUUUGCAGCUAACGACUAUUGUUUUGCCGGCUGUUGUAGCGACAAUGGACGGCGUUAAGGUUGAGGCGUUCAUCAAAAGCGAAGAAAGCCGAGCGAUGCCCUUGAUGGGAGGAGGCGGAUCGUCUGGAGGCACACCGCUCGGAGGAGGCGGCGUGGGAAUGGGAGCCGGAGCAUCCGCCACGUUGAGCGUGGAGCUGUGCCUGGUCUGCGGGGAUCGGGCCUCAGGACGGCACUACGGGGCGAUCAGCUGCGAGGGCUGCAAGGGCUUCUUCAAACGCUCGAUCCGGAAGCAGCUGGGUUACCAGUGUCGCGGGGCCAUGAACUGCGAGGUCACCAAACACCACCGAAAUCGGUGCCAGUUCUGCAGGCUGCAGAAGUGCCUGGCCAGCGGCAUGCGAAGUGAUUCUGUGCAGCACGAGAGGAAACCGAUUGUCGACAGAAAGGAGGGGAUCAUCGCCGCAGCGGGAGGCUCAUCCACUUCCGGUGGGGGAGGCAGUUCCUCAACCUACCUCUCCGGCAAGUCCGGUUAUCAGCAGGCGCGUGGCAAGGGGCACAAUGUCAAGGCCGAGGCAGCGGCCACGCCCCCCGUGCAUAGCACGCCAGCAACGCCCUUCAAUUUGAAUGAGAAUCUUUUCCCAAUGGGUCUGAAUUUCGCGGAACUUACGCAGACAUUAAUGUUUGCCACCCAACAGCAGCAGCAACAACAGCAACAGCAGCAGCAGAGCGGCAGUUAUUCUCCGGAUAUUACAAAGGCAGAUCCCGAGGAUGAGGAGGACGACUCAAUGGACAACAGUAGCACGCUGUGCCUGCAGCUGCUGGCCAACAGCGCCAGCAACAACAACUCGCAGCACCUUAACUUUAAUGCGGGAGAGGCACCCACCACGCUGCCCACCACCUCGACAAUGGGCCUUAUCCAGAGUUCGCUGGACAUGCGGGUGAUCCACAAGGGACUGCAGAUUCUGCAGCCCAUCCAAAACCAGCUCGAGAGGAGUGGCAAUCUGAGUGUCAAGCCCGAAUGCGAUUCAGAGGCGGAGGACAGUGGCACCGAGGAUGCCGCCGAUACUGAACUGGAGCACAUGGAUCUGGACUUUGAGUGCGGUGGUAACCGAAGCGGCACCGGCGACUUUGUGGUCAAUGAGGCCGUCUUUGAACAGGAUCUUCUCACCGAUGUGCAGUGUGCAUUUCAUGUUCAACCGCCGACUUUGGUUCACUCGUAUUUGAAUAUCCAUUAUGUGUGCGAAACGGGCUCGAGGAUUAUCUUUCUCACCAUCCAUACCCUUCGAAAGGUUCCCGUUUUCGAUCAAUUGGACGCCCAUAGUCAAGUUAAGCUUCUAAGGGGAGCCUGGCCAGCUCUGAUGGCUAUAGCUUUAGCUCAGUGUCAGGGACAGCUGUCGGUGCCCACCAUUAUCGGGCAGUUUAUACAGAGCACUCGCCAACUGGCGGAUAUCGAUAAGAUCGAACCGCUUAAGAUCUCGAAGAUGGCCAAUUUGACCAGGACUUUGCACGACUUUGUCCAGGAGCUCCAGGCGCUGGAGGUCACGGAUCUGGAGUUUAGCCUACUGCGAUUAAUAUUGCUGUUUAAUCCCUCCCUCUUGCAGCAGCGCAAGGAGCGGUCGUUGCGAGGAUAUGUCCGGAGAGUCCAACUCUACGCUUUGUCCAGCUUGAGACGGCAGGGAGGUAUUGGAGGCGGCGAAGAGCGCUUUAAUGUUUUGGUGGCUCGAAUUCUUCCACUGAGCAGCCUGGAUGCGGACGCCAUGGAGGAGCUGUUCUUUGCGAACUUGGUGGGUCAAAUGCAGAUGGAUGCUCUUAUUCCAUUCAUCCUGAUGACCAGCAAUACCAGUGGACUAUAAGUGGUAAUGAGGAGAAUCGGAGGCAGGCAAUACAGCCGGGCCGCCCAAAAGCAAGACUGAUGAUGGACCAAGUGCGGGCAAUACACGUAGCAAUUAGGAAAAUCCCCAUUAAAUAUAUAUAUUUAAUAUAUACAUUUAGCAGACAAUAUUCUUACUGUAAACCUUGGGUUUAUUGUUGUUCACAUAUUAAAUGGAAUCGAUUUCCCUAUAUAUAC